AUGACAUCCAUUCGAGCAUUGGAAUUCUUCAGCGGCAUUGGAGGCUUGCAUUUUGGUUUCAAUGCCAGCGGUGCCAAUGGUCAAGUGCUGGAGAGCUUUGACAUGAACCAGCAGGCGAACGAUACCUACAAACUAAGCUUUGGAAAAUCGCCCAUCUCGAGAGGAAUCGACCGGUUGAUGGUUAAGGACAUUGAAAAAUACAACGCCAACUGUUGGUUGAUGAGCCCGCCUUGCCAGCCCUACACACGCGGAGGAAAGCUGCUAGACGAUCAAGACAACCGGGCUAAGCCUCUCCUGCAUUUGCUGGAUCAGCUGGAAAAGAUGAAGACACCACCGCAGUACCUCUUUCUGGAGAACGUCAAGAACUUUGAGGUUAGGAAAGCAACAGGCGAAAACACUCUUCAGGCGUACCAUGAACAACAAGAGACAUUCAACUGA
Messenger RNA from Linnemannia hyalina, 438 nucleotides. The record is from the annotation of a GenBank genome assembly. Lineage: Eukaryota; Fungi; Mortierellomycota; Mortierellomycetes; Mortierellales; Mortierellaceae.